GUAAUAUAGUUACGUAGUUAUUCUAAUCUUCGUAAUAAAUAUAAAAUAAUGAGCCAUUAUUACCGUUCGUUGUCAAACAUCAAUAAUGAUUUAAAAAGUAAAAAUUAUCCUAGAUCCCUACCCUAUCUGAAGUAUCUGACGAUCAAAGAAUAUAGUCGUACGAUACCAUUAUAAGGUAUGUGUUGCUGCAUUUGUUAGGCUGUUGUUGUAAUAAUGAAUCCUAAAAGUCCCGAAGCACGUAGCCGAGAUGAAAACCCAUUUGAAGGAAUGAUAAUUUCCAAUUCAGAAUUUUUAGAUGAUUUGGAUAGCAGGAGUACAUGCCCUCGCUGUAGUAAAUCUCGGAUGUAUUUCUGCUACACAUGCUACAUUCCGGUACCCCCCAUUCAAGGAAAAAUCCCAGAAUGUAAGCUGCCUAUUAAAGUUGAUAUUAUUAAGCACCAACGAGAAAUCGAUGGGAAAAGUACAUCAGCACAUGCAGCAGUUUUAGCACCAUAUGAUGUUAGUGUUUACACAUAUCCAGAUGUACCUGAGUACACUCUAGAUGGCAGAACAGUAUUAUUAUUCCCAGGAGUGUCAGCUAGGACUGUUAAAGAAUUAUUUACUGGGCAAAAGGAUGGCCCAACUUAUUCUGAUCUUUUACUAGCAGAAUUACCUUCUGGGUACAACGUUUGCACAAUGAUGACAAAGAUCUUUAAUUCUGAUGAUAUUGAUGAAAUUCAUCAUGUCCAGAAAUUACCCAUAGAUAGAGUAGUACUAAUAGACAGUACUUGGAAUCAAAGUAAAGGUAUUUAUGCAGAUGAACGAAUAAGAAAGAUACCCACAAUCGUGUUACAGCGUAGAGCUUCACAAUUUUGGCGUCAUCAACGCGGAAGUCCUAGAUGGUACCUUUCAACUAUAGAAGCUUUACAUCAGCUUCUACUCGAGUUACAUAUAUGUGCAUGGGGAAGAAGUGAACACUAUGAGUCAACACUGACAAUCAAUUCUCCCAUACAUAAAGUAGAAAAGGACCACAUGCAGUGUCAACCUUACACAGGGCAAUAUGACAACUUACUAUUUUUCUUCAAAUUUAUGUAUGAAAAAUUACAUAGUCUUUAUAAGCAUGAUGAUUUAUUAGCAUAUAAGAGGCCAAUGACAUAGUUUUGUUUAACUUAGUAUAAUAUUUUGCCUUGAUGGUAGAUAGAAUAGCAGCUUACAAGAAAGGAUGAAACAAUAAUUAUCAAGGCUUUUAUUUUUCUUUCAUUACUAAGAAAUAUGAGUCAAUAUAAUUAGGUAUACUACUAAUACAA
Spodoptera litura is the source of this 1286-nucleotide messenger RNA. The record is from RefSeq and is a predicted model, not a curated record. Lineage: Eukaryota; Metazoa; Arthropoda; Insecta; Lepidoptera; Noctuidae.